Messenger RNA from Drosophila miranda, 2099 nucleotides. Its product is annotated as segmentation protein fushi tarazu. The coding region runs from base 134 to 1558 and encodes 474 amino acids. The transcript is spliced from 2 exons. Gene Ontology annotation, molecular function: DNA-binding transcription factor activity, RNA polymerase II-specific; RNA polymerase II cis-regulatory region sequence-specific DNA binding. Gene Ontology annotation, biological process: anterior/posterior pattern specification; negative regulation of transcription by RNA polymerase II. The record is from RefSeq and is a predicted model, not a curated record. Gene Ontology annotation, cellular component: nucleus. Lineage: Eukaryota; Metazoa; Arthropoda; Insecta; Diptera; Drosophilidae.
GGAAGCUGAGUUCAGUUCAGUUUGCUAUAUUAGGCAGGAUCUGUGGCAGGAGUAGCUCAUUCGCAAACGCAUCAGCGUCGCGCACACAUCGCACUCUCUCAGAGCAGAAGAACCAGAACAGAGUCCACCAGCCAUGGCCACCACCAACAGUCAGAGCCACUAUUACGCCGACAACAUGUACAACAUGUAUCACCAUCACACCGCCCACAGCCUGCCGCCCACGUACUAUGACAACAGCUACUACCAGAGUGCCACACAGAGCACUGCUAGCCAGUGGCAGCCAUCGCCAGCCGGCUAUCAGAGCAACUACGGAGCAGUCUAUGGAGUCCAGGAGAGCUACUCGGACAGUUGCUACUACGCCCAGAGCAGCUACAGUCCCAUAGAUGCCACAGUUCCACAGAUUCCAGCGGUGCCAGCGGUGCCAGCAAUGCCCACAUCCCAGCCUGAGCCCAUCCUUGCCGCCUCUCCCGUGAAGACACUAAAGCGCAAGGCCGAAGAUGCUGCCGCUGUCAUCGCCGCCGUCGAGGAACGACCCAGCACACUCCGUGCUCUGCUGACGAAUCCCGUGAAGAAGCUGAAGUACACCCCCGACUACUUCUACACCACCUUCGAGACGGUGAAGAAGAGCCCAGCCACAGUGCCACCUCAGAUUAAGGCCAGCUCCAGUCCCGCUCCCAGCUACGAGCAGGAGUACGUGGCAGCACCCACUCCCAGCGCCUCCGAGGAUGUCGACUAUCUCGAUGUCUACUCGCCACAGUCCCAAAAGAAUCACAAGAAUGGCGAAUAUGUGGCGGGCACACCACCACCACUAGCCUCUACACCAGCCACGCCCACGUCCAUAGUGGAGGGCAUCAGCACGCCACCCCAAUCGCCCGGAGUCAAGUCCGCCACAGCAUCGAAUGUUAGUCAUGAGAUCAAUCAUCGAAUUGUGACAGCUGCCAAUAGCGGAGUCGCCGCCGAUUUCAAUUGGUCGCACAUCGAAGAGAGCCUCGCAUCAGAUUGCAAAGACUCGAAACGCACUCGCCAGACCUACACCCGCUACCAGACCUUGGAGCUGGAGAAGGAGUUCCACUUCAAUCGGUACAUCACGCGGCGGCGUCGCGUCGACAUUGCCAAUGCCUUGAGCCUGAGCGAGCGACAGAUCAAGAUCUGGUUCCAGAACCGACGCAUGAAGUCCAAGAAGGAUCGCACUCUGGAGGGCUCACCCGAGCACUGCAGCACGUCCUAUGGUGCUCUGCUGGCACCUCUAGAAACCGCCACCGCCACCUCCGCCGCCGUAGCCCAGCCGCAGUCGAUGCCCUACCACGCCACCGCUCCGUAUCCCGCUUAUUUGUCCAGCAGCCAACAAUUUGGUCACGGACACGGCCAGGGCUAUGGCCUGUCCCUCAAUGAUUACCCGCAGCAGCAGCAGCAGUACGAGCAGCAGUACGUCACACCGCAAUAUCAUCAACAGACCCAGCAGCAGUGCAGUGUCAGUGCCUACCAGCACCACCAACAGCAGGAGCUGACCGCCUCCAACCAGGCCCAGGCCCAGGCCCUGUACCAUCACCUGCCCUAGGCGACCCACAAGACGCACACACACACACACACACAUCUAUCUAUCUGCCACAGAGCGGAACCGAGACGCACACACAAGCACUUCUCUCGGCCAUUUGCCGGUGACACGCAAAUGCCGAAGCCGAGACCGAAGCUGCAACCGCGCUGCACGGCAGCGACACAGCGCGCACACAGAGGAGAGCGCACUCCCUACGGUGCCCAUCAUUCGGGCCCAGGACGAGUGCGCUGUGCGCCUGCGCGGGGCAGGGGCAGGGAUACUGAUGACUGCAGAGGCUCCUUGCCGGGCUGCUGCGAGCCGAACCCAGUGGCUGGCCAUGAUGGGUUCUCAGCGAUCGAUUAUCUGCGGCCAAACACACAACCAACCGAUGAUAAUGAUUCAAGAUCUUGGAGACUGACACACACACAUGUUUUCUGUUAAGCGAAAGUGCUUUUUUGUACAGAAGUAUACUCCUAGUUGUAGUUUUAAGUCCCAUAGCAAUAUUAAUAUUUAUUUAAAUAUAUAUUUUUCGGAAAUAAUCGAAUUUACAAGAGAACAAAACAAA